Molecule: messenger RNA, 3524 nt
Organism: Plectropomus leopardus (leopard coralgrouper)
Lineage: Eukaryota; Metazoa; Chordata; Actinopteri; Perciformes; Serranidae
Gene: sp2
Product: sp2 transcription factor
Biological process (GO): regulation of transcription by RNA polymerase II
Molecular function (GO): RNA polymerase II cis-regulatory region sequence-specific DNA binding; DNA-binding transcription factor activity, RNA polymerase II-specific
Source: RefSeq, a predicted model, not a curated record
GAAUUAAAACAUUGGUGUUUAUAUUACAAUCUACUUCGUAAAACAUUAUAUUUGCAUUGGACAGAAAAGCGCUGGACAUUAUGCGAACAACAGGACAGUAUGGCCACCACUGUUGCUGUCAGUCCCAGUGAAUACCUUCAGCCCUCCACCGCUUCCACACAAGACGCCCAGCCCUCUCCGUUAGCCCUCUUAGCUGCCACCUGUAGUAAAAUCGGCCCCCCUGCUGCUCAGGCUCCUGUCACCUCUCCUCCAGCGCAGCCGCAGCCUCGCAGGCUCCUCCCCAUAAAGCCGGCGCCGAUCGCGCCCGCUCCGCCCAAAAACCUGGGUUUCCUGUCAGCCAAAGGCAAUGUGAUCCAGCUGCCCGCCGGCCUGGGCUCCACGGCCCCGGGCAGUCCCAUUGUGCUCACCAUCCAGCAGAGCCCGGCCCGCACCAACGCCUCAGCACCCGCCAACAUCCAGUACCAGAUGGUGCCGCAGAUCCAGGGCGCCCAGACCAUCCAGGUGAUGCCACAGGGGGGUCAGAUCCAGCUCAUACCGGGCACCAACCAGGCCAUCAUCACCACUCCCAUGACCGUACCGGCCCCCGCUGCCGCCGCCACUCCAGUCACGCCGCAGAAAACCGUAGCCAUCAAGCCCUCCCCCAAGCUGCGCAAGCCAAACAACUCCGCUGCAAACAUGGUGCAGCUGCCCAGCGGGCUCACGCUGCCGCUCAACGUGGCGACCGGAGAGGUGGGCGGGGCUCAGUUCGUCACAGAGACGGCAGCUGCUCCUCCCACCCCGGGAAAGGCUCGACGAGGGAGGAAGAAGAAAGUGGUUCUGGCUGCUCAGCCUGCGCCUCCUCCGCCCGCACAGGCGGCCUCCCCGCCCCCCGAGCAGAUGGAGACCAUCCUGAUAGAAGCUGGAGACAACAUCAUUCAGGCAGGAAACAACCUGCUGAUCGUGCAGAGUCCCGGGCAGCCGGCUAUGGUGCAGCAGGUCCAGCUGGUCCAGUCCAAACCGGAGUCUCAGGUGGUUCAGAUCCCCCAGCAGGCCUUGAAGGUGGUGCAGGCCGCCUCCGCCACGUUACCGCCCGUCCCACAGAGACAGUCGGUCCCCUCGAGCCUGCAGGUCUCUCAAGCAGAUCCAUCACCAACACAGAUCAUCUUCAAAACCGCUACGGGUGAGUGGCAGUCCAUUCAGCUCCAGGACUCCAUCUCUCAGACAACGACCCCGACAACUUCGGUCGUCACCACCACCACCUCGCCCCCAGCCGGCGCCAAGAGGACGCCGACGGGGGGGCGGAAGGAACGGACUCUGGCAAAAAUUGCACCGGCGGGUGGGAUGAUACAGCUGAACACGCCGCAGCUUUCGUCAGCGACGCAGGCGGUGCAGACGAUCAGCAUCAACGGGGUCCAAGUUCAGGGAGUUCCUGUCACCAUCACCAACGCAGGGGGCCAGCAGCACCUCACGGUGCAGGCGAUGCAGGGCGCCGGGCUGCAGCUGGCAGCGACGCCGAACCAGCCGGCCAUCCAGGUAGACCAGACUCUGACCCUGGAGCUGCCCGGGCAGCCAGGAGAGAAGAAGCGACGCAUGGCCUGCACCUGCCCCAACUGUAAAGACGCAGACAAGAGGCCCGGCGAGGUGGGGAAGAGGAAGCACAUCUGCCACGUCCCCGGCUGCGAGAAGACGUUCAGGAAAACGUCGCUGCUCAGAGCUCACGUCCGGCUGCACACCGGGGAAAGACCGUUCGUCUGCAACUGGGUUUUCUGCGGGAAACGUUUCACACGCAGCGACGAGCUGCAGCGGCACGCCAGGACGCACACAGGAGACAAACGCUUCGAGUGCAACCAGUGUCAGAAACGCUUCAUGAGGAGUGACCACCUGACGAAGCAUUACAAGACUCACAUAAACACCAAGAACCUGUGAGCUGCCUGUAUACAGAGACAAACUCUUAAACUAAAGACUGUACUAAAGGACGGAGGGGCAGACGAGACGAUACCAAGGGAGUGUCUGUGACUUCCCCCCGAUGUGGGAAAUACUCCAAAAAAAUGUCCCUACAUCCCCUCUCACUCCUCUAGGACACUGUGUAGCGUGGUGUACAAAGAAAUCCUUCCUGGUGGAAUUCAAAUGGAUCCAGCAAAUUUAUCAAUAAUAGUUUAUCUUUGUUUUUCCUCUCUGGUCUGAGCGGAGGCCAGAACCAGCUCCGACUGAACGCGUAAGAUUGCGAGGCUCCAGACGCAGAUGCUUAACUCUGCUUGCUUGUUUAUGAACCUCUCUUUGGCGAAAACAGAAUAAUUCAGAUGCCAACACCGACACCGCAGGACUUCAGUUACAGCUUUGUUUUGUUUUUUCCCCCCCAAAUUCUGCUUGUUAUUUUAUUUGUUUGUUGUGGAACAUGGGGAGCUCCCAGAAAUCAGCUUUCAAGCACCAAAAAAGGAGAAAAUUCACCAUUGUUUUAUAAAUUUAACAAAUUCAUUUUACCUCAGUGGAAUGGUAAUUUUGUUUUAAGCUAUUUGUGUUUCAACAGGAGUUUUUUUUACUUAUUUAAUACCCCCCCAAAAUUUGGGGACCAUUACAAAAAAAAUCCCCUUACAAGACUUUUGAAAGCCUUUUGAAGUUUACAUUGGCAAUUUUUUAAAGUGUGUAUAUGCAUACUAAUAUAGAUAAUAUUAAUAAUGAUAAUAAACUAUUUAUAACAUUUUUCCAUACAAUUGUUAGACAUUGAUUUACCAAUUGACAUAAAAAGAAGAAAUGAAACAGGAAGCUUAAAGUUUUACCGCAGAAAUACAAACAGGAUGUCAAAAUUACAUUUCAUUGCUUUGAGGGUACAGAUAUCAGGCUUAGCUCUUCCAGCAGAGAAAUUUAAGACCUGGCGUCUAAAGUUUUAGAUGCUGCCAAGACUUCAGAGCAAAACCUCAGGCUGAGAAGAAAAGGGUUUAAUAUGCAGUUCAGGGGCCAGAAGUCGCUGUGCCUUAAAAGUUUUCACUCAAAUUUUAAAAUCCAAACAAACAGGCGAAAAAAAGGAGAGCUGCUGAGAUUUGAGUUAUAUAAGGAUUUCUUAGUGAAGAUCCUGCUGGAAAAUGAUACACAUGCAGUUGUUCAAAUGCAACGAUAUGGUGUAGAUAAAGGUCACCAAACACUACAAAAAUUCAAUUUCUUUUGGAAGUAUAGUUUAUUUAAACAGAGAGAAGCAGGACUGACUGUCAAACAUUGAAACAAAUGCCACACUUAAACUAGGUAAAGCUUAGCAAGGUUUCAAAUAUUAUUUUAUUUCUGGUUGAUGGAGCAUUAUUGAGUUUUGAUCAACAUUAAGGAAUUUUAGAGAUUCUGAAAGGCCAUCCUGAGGCUUUUAAAGUCUCCUACAAAAAUUAGGUAUUAUGUCCCAAAGUACAAACAUAUAUUUGGACAAUUACAGAGGACCCAGGAUCGAGCCUUGUGGAGCACCAGAUACACUGUAAAAUCCUACAAGUUGAUCUGAAUUAAAAUGAUCUUGGAAACUGAUUGCCUUGAAAAAGCAAAGUAAAUAUAACUAUUAAUCCUGAUAU